This is a messenger RNA of Didymodactylos carnosus, 1851 nucleotides long. NCBI's taxonomy places the organism in Eukaryota, Metazoa, Rotifera, Eurotatoria, Philodinida, Philodinidae. The record is from the annotation of a GenBank genome assembly.
AUGAAGGGCAUUAUCUGGUUAGUUUAUAAAGAAAAUGCAUCAGUUAAUUUUUCAAAAAUGACGUCGUAUUUUGAUGAUGAGGAUGAUAUGCUUGAUAUAAAACCAAUGAUAUCAACAGACGAUUUUGUUGUAAAAUUUAUUAAAACUAAAAAUCGAAAUCAAUUUGAAAUGUCAACAUGUUUAUCUGAAAUGAGAUCGAAACAAAGUGAAGAAGAACAAUGUCAAAUAUGUUGUGAUACGGCUAGUGGAUGGCAUUGUGGAGCAAUUACAUGUGAAGCAUGCAAAAAAUUUUUUCUUCGUUCAAUAACAACGGGCGAUGGUCGAAAAAAAUAUAAAUGUCAACGUGAUCAAUGUUGUCUAAUAAAUAAACGUUCAAGAACACAAUGUCAAUUUUGUCGAUUUCAAAAAUGUUUGAAAGCUGGAAUGAAACCACAUGAUGAACAUAUCAGUCCAAAAACAGAAGAUUUAUAUAAAAAAUUACCAUGUCUUGUUUGUGGAGCACCGGCAUCCGGAAUUCAUUUUGGAGCGGUGACAUGCGAAGCAUGUAAAGGAUUUUUUCGUCGAUCGAUUAAAGAAAAUGCGCCCGAUCGUUAUCGAUGUGCUGAAAAUAAUAAUUGUGAAAUAAAUUCCACAUCAAAAAUAACAUGUCGGGCAUGUCGAUUUAGAAAAUGUAUUAAUGCUGGAAUGUCAAUGGACGCUAGUCGAAUUGGUCGUCAAUCAAAUUUAUUUAAACAAAAUAUCUUACUAUUACAAAAAGGUAAUCAGAGUAUGGCAUCGAUUAAUGACAGUGCAAAAAUAGCAACUUUAGCAAAAAAACGUAAAACAAAGGCAAGAAAUGGAAGAAUAUUUGCAUCGAAUAAUGAAAUUGAUUCAGAAUUAACAGACGAAAUUAAAGAAUAUAUUCGAGUUGUCUAUUCAGCUUAUGUGGAACAUUUAAAGGAAUUACCACGCUGUAUACCACGUGAAACAGUCUGGUUAACAAUGGCCACUCAAUUAGUCAUUUAUGCACAGUCUGUAAUGAGUUUUUGUCAGAAAACAAUCUAUGGUUUCAGUGAACUAUCUGAUCCAUAUGAAGUCUUAAGUUCUUCAAUACAUUCUGUGAUAAUGAUUACAUUACUACCACGUACAAAUAAAAUGUUAAUGUCAUGGAAUUAUUGGCGAGCUGAAACAACAUUGGCAAAUGAGUUAAAUUCUCAUUUACCAUUGAUGAAUGAAGCCGAAGAUUAUUUUCGACCGUUUGAAACAAAAAUAAGAGAUUUACAAUUAGAUGAAAAAGAAACUGCAUUAUUAUUAUUAAUGUGUUUAACAAGAACAAAUAUGAGUAUUAUGAAUGCUCGUCGAGGCACAAAUGGUGAAUUACCAGUUGAAUUUUAUGAUAUAGCUUUCUUAAUAUCUCAACUUCGAACAUUAAACCGUAAAAUUGGACAAUGUUUGGCAUCAGCUCCAUGGCCAUUUGUUCGAAAUUUACCAUCAUUUUUUUAUCGAAUUUAUGUUCCAAACAACGUACCAACAUCGAAAACAAACAAUCAACAUAAUAAUCACCAAAAUAAUAACAGCAAUAGUAAUGACUCAUCAGUAACCAAUCAUCAUAACAGUGGUAGUCUUAGUAGUCGUGCAAGUGCUGGUGUUGAUGGUAGAACACUAAAUUCAAAUACAUUAACAACAGCUGAUCAUCAUAUGAACAAUUAUACAGAUAUAUCAAUGUGGGCAACAUCCCAAUCAUGGUAUCCUCCAUCAGCUGAUCAAAAUAACCAUCCGUCAUCAUCAUCUUCUUCUUCUUCAAGCUAUGAUGAUCGUUUACGUGCUGCUGCUGCUAAUUCAGAUAGUUUAUAUGUUUCAAUGCGUUGGUAA